This is a messenger RNA of Lepisosteus oculatus (spotted gar), 3883 nucleotides long. RefSeq names its product chromosome 5 C6orf89 homolog (gene c5h6orf89). NCBI's taxonomy places the organism in Eukaryota, Metazoa, Chordata, Actinopteri, Semionotiformes, Lepisosteidae. The record is from RefSeq and is a predicted model, not a curated record. Gene Ontology annotation, cellular component: Golgi membrane; nucleolus.
CGAAUCGGCCAAAGCGUAAUAAACCUUGGACGCCUUAGGGUCUGAUCGGGAAGUGAAAAGUUUGCAGGUCUUUGAGCAGGUGGAUUGAAGCUAGGAACAAAAAUAUAAAGUCACGUUUCUGAUGAGUUAUUCAUUGUGCGUUGAACCCUACGAGGAUGAAGAGAAAGGCAUUUUCACGGGAUUUGGGAUAACAGUUUCGUGUUUGCCUUGAGUGUUAGACACGGAGAUAGUCGCAUCCUGAAAAAUAAAAAUACAGCAUACAGCUUUUGAAUUUUGCAACUUUUAUGCAAUUUCCGGGUUUCUCUGUGGUUUGAGGUGGAGGAAGCUGACUGGCACGCAGUGUGGAAAGACGUGCUGAAAUGCAGCUUUAAAAAUAUUAAGCAUACCUGCAUAAGCAUAUCGCAGGUGCUGUCGGUCCGGCUGGGGGGUUAAAACAGGGAGAGAGUGGCUGGAACCUAGCCACGAUGAUCCAUUCUGAAUCGGAAAGCGCUGGAAAGUGCAGCCUGGGCCUCUGCCGCUGGUAACUAGUCGAAGACGCGGUCCAGGUCCCCAGAACCGAGCUGCUCCGCAUUUGCAAGAGGGACAGACACGGAGCCUCGCUCGCCAUGGGGAUGGCACCCAGCGAGCCGUGCAUUUACGACAAGCUCUCGGAAAGCAUCGACAUCUUGAGGCAGUCGGGGUAUCGCUACGGGAUGUCGGAGAGGGAGAUCGAGAAGUUCAUCAAGCAGGUCCUGGAGACCAACGAGCCCCGGAGGGAGCCGCCGCAGUUCCCCGUCCUGCGAGCUACUGUGAAGUUUGUAGUUGCAGUGGGGUUCCUGCUGGUGGCAGUGUUGGCCUUUGCAUACCCUCACAGUACCCCCCAGCUGGACUUGGAGCUCACGGGUGCACACAACUGGUCCUCGCCGCUCAGCCACGUGCGGCUGCUGUCUCUGCCCAUCGCCAGGAAGUACAACCUGGAAGGGUGUCCUAUGGUAAUGAGGUCAGCUUGGGGGUUGCCCUGUGUGCUGUCUCCUGCAGAGUUCCACGAGUGGUGGAGCGUGAUGGUGGGGGGGUGCGGGUUGGCACCAGUGAACUGCUCGGGCUGUGCGGCCGUCACUGCAGUCCUGGAGGUGUCGGACAUGCACGGUGUCCUGCGGGGCCCCCAGCCCGUCCUCUUCAAGGGAGGAGCAGAGCUGACUCUGACCUACGAGCACCUAGAGCAGCUGUUCUCCAAGCACAGGGAAGCCAUGGGUGUCUGGGUGGCAGAGAAGGGGAAUAAGAUGGUCACAGCACAGAAUUUCCCUCCGGAGACGGCCAACUUCACUGUGUUCUGGAAAGGCGAUGCUCGGAGGCAGGAGGAGGUGCUGUGGUCACUAUUCCCAGGGAUGGAUCGCUACCCUCUUGUGGACAGUGAGGAGAUGUCACUGAAGCAGUGCAGGAUCACACACAGCCCAGAGUCACAGAGCCAGGCCCAGCGCAUGCACCGGUGGUUGGUGGUGACCCAGGGAUUGCCCUUGCUCCGAGUCAUGCCUGUGCGCCGCUGCCAGAGGCUGUGCAGCUCCUUCAGCGUGUGGCUGGGUCCUGGAGACAUUGGUGAGCAUGGCACGCUGCUCUUUCAGCUGUCUGUCGCUCCUGCAUGUGCACCUGGAAAGUCCACGCUGACCCUCGGUUCUGGCAGAUGGAUCUGUUCCCAGGCAGGGGGCAGAACAUUGUUUGUGAUGGCUCUGCCUUCUGACGGGCAGCCGGACGCCCACUGUAUCCCGUCCUGCUGAGAGAGAGAGAGAGACCGCCGACAGGCGCUGACCCCGGCCUGGCCCACGCACCACAGAAGCUCUGACCCGAUUGUUUUGGUUGGGCGGGGAGGUGAUGUAAAGGCGAGCUCCCCCGAGAGUGCCCCGCGAGGGAUCGGGUCGAGAGAGCUGAAUGACAUUCAAACAGCAAAAUGUUAUUGAGACCAAAUGAUUUCCUUAAAGAUAUAAAUGAUGGCUUUAAAUCAUAGGCCUGGACCAGCUUUUUUGAUAUAAUUGACGUUGGUAUUAUGUCCCAUACUGUCAGGAACGAGCCAGAUUUUUCUUGGUAGAUGAUGGCCAUUGGUGACUGGGUGCUUUCUGAAUAUUCAGCGACAUGAGUUUUGUUUUAUGUCUUUUAUUCGGCAUUUGAUAAUUGCAGGUGAAUGUGUAUGGUGGCAAAAUAACAAAAGCCUUAAAAGCCAAAAGCUGUUUUACUGAAGAGCAUCUUGCUUAAUGAGAGAGUUUAUAUAUGCUUAGGUGUAACUGAAGAAAGGUGGGCAUGUGAUUGAUCUUUGUCGUCCUUCUAAUGCUGCUGCAGAGAGUAGCUUUAUUUUUCUUGAGCUUCAGUUUCCAGUGUGUGCCCUGUCCUGUUCCUAUGGACAAGCUUUCUAGCUCAAAGAGAUAUAAGUGUACUUAUUCUUUCCCAACAAGGAAAAUUGCUGAUGCGUAUUGUUAAUAUUUUUCUUACAUUUUUUAACAUUGCUGUCCCAGAAACUCCAGUUUUCCCUUAAUAUUUAGGUAACUAAGAUCCAGCACCUGUGAAUGGUAGAAGACCAGGCAGCUGUUGUUUCUCUCUGACACUGGGGAUUGUUAUAAUUGUGAAGGUUGAAAAGGAGGAAUGCCCUGGGACGUACGUCUGUCCUGAGUGUUUUUGUGGUUUUUUGGCCUAACUGGGACUGGAGAAUGACAUCACUGUGCACUCCAGGGUGGAGCUCCACAUCUGGAGCUAUGACCUCAUAAUGUUUGCCAGAUUCCUGGAGAUCAGGACUCUGCUCUCCUCCUCUGGGAACCUCGGCUGCUCAUUCCUAUCCAGAACAUCUGGAUCACAUCUUCUUGUUUUUGAGCCGAACCAUAUGAUUUCCUUUCAGCUUUAUCCUUAGAGGUUGUUAGGGAACUUAACCAUGUCCCCUUGUUUGAGCGCCUGUGGAGUAUUCUACAAGCUGUAGCAAUGAAAAGGGAGAUGAAGUUACAGAAGAAAUCCUCUUCUGUCCCACCUUUGCCAUUUUGUUCUUUAAAAAUGCUAUCGCUCUUUUCCGGGCCGAAAGAAGAAAAAAGGGUCAAGCUGUUUGUGUAGCUAAAGGUUUGGAGAGCAGAGCUGGAGGCCAAGUUAUCCAAUGGGUAGAGAAAAGGAUCUCUUGCUAGGAGGCUCCUAGUUCAAACCCAAGCUAUGCCCUUGACUCAUUCAGCUGCUUACACUUCUUGUGCUGUCUUUCAGAUUGUGCAUCAGCAUUAUUAAUGAACUGUUCACUUUCUGUGUAAGGCCCGCCUUUUGAAUCACAGGCCUUGUUCACAGAGCUCGUGGGCUGUGAUUUGGUGAACACUUUGCAUGGGCUGGCCUUUUCAUUGAGAUGUGCCAUCACCAUGUCUUCUCACAGUAUUGGUAUGGUAGUGUUCAAGAUGUCACUAGAAUUCCUUCAGUGCAGGCCUACUAUUGCUCACAAACACCAGAAUCAGUUUUACUUUUGGAGCCAUAAUCAUUUUGGGUAGUGAUUAACCAAGAUUAUCAUUAAUAGUUUUUAAUCGGUACAAAACAUUUUCUAUUGUCUCCUGAUAAUUGAAGCGUAUGAUCUUGUGCUCAGUGCAAAGCUGCAGUAGUGAAAAUGAUGGUGUGCCCUGUGUUUUGCUUGCCUUGUUAGUUUCUUGUUUAUCAGUAGUUCUUGAGAAUUUAUUAACACAGGCACCUUGAACUCUUUCCUUCUGGACAAGUGCUGUGGGUGAAGUUUUCCCCUAAUCUGCUGUUUGUAUUGUAAUGUAUUUGGAAUUGGACACUGUAUAUAGUUUAAGCCUUCUGAAUAUUGGAUGUAAAAAUGCUGUGGAUAAUGUAUAAAUAUAAAAAUCUUUUGUAUGUAAGAUAUCUAAUUGUUUUAAUGUGUUCUUUUUUCAUUUUUUCUGGA